AUGUCGAAACAAACGUAUCCAGACAAACCUGAGCUCACGAAAGGUUUUGGCAAGUGUGUUCUUUCAAGAUGCUAUCGGCUCAGGUUGGACAGUAGUGGUGACGGUGUGUUGGAGGCCGCAGAGGUGAAAAUCCUCCUUCAGGGACUAGCCGAUGGGAAAGAGCCAGCAGAAGAAGAGCUGACCUUUAUUAUGCGCACGAUUGGCCACAAGAACAAAGAGAAAAUUACCCGUGCUCAAUUGACGCAGGCGAUCGAAAGCUGGACGUUGUACCUCCAAGAGUUCGGGUCGGAUGACAGCGCUGGGAAAGUACUUUUUGAAAAGUACGACAAGUCCAAGACGGGGAAGCUUGACCAUGAGGAGUUGAAGUCCUUGCUGAUAGAUCUCGCAGGCAGAGAUGUAUCGCAAGAGGAUGUGGACUGGAUCAUGGCGAAGGCUGGCCGCCAAAAAGGUGCUGCUGUUUGCUCUGAAAGGACAGGACAGGAUCACUCGCUCAAUCGCAGAUUUGGAUGUGUGUUGCACUUUAUGUCCCAAGAUGAUGGCUGCGACGCUUGA
Durusdinium trenchii is the source of this 552-nucleotide messenger RNA. Lineage: Eukaryota; Dinophyceae; Suessiales; Symbiodiniaceae. The record is from the annotation of a GenBank genome assembly.